AUGGCAGACUGGGUUUUAGCUGGCUUUGUGAAUGGGGUCACUGUGACCGAGGCUUGCCUUGAGAUGUUUGUCUCCAUACUGGACCCACAGUUCUCUACUACGGUUUGUUGUGUCUCAACUAGGGACUUUUGUAGCGAUUUGACUUGACACAGUCUGAGGAAUGUAAGCUCCGCUUUUCUUUUAUUCAACACUCCUUAUCUUCUCCCUACUCCUCCCCUCUCUUUCGCUCCUGCCUGUAGGGUAGAUAACAGUUCUGUGCUGCUGUCCUGAGUCUGCCCAUAUAAGGGCAUGUGUUACUAGACAGGAGUUUGUGCAGGUGGGCAGUGGCCUUUGGCUGUGUGUGUGUGUGUGUGUGUGUGUGUGUGUUAAAAUGUCAUCCAUCCUCAUCACUACUUCACACUCAUCUGAUUCCUGAUCCCCUCUAUUCCUAAAUAAAGCAACCCUCUUGAGAAAUAUUUCUCCCUUUUUAAACAAUAGAAAUUGUAUCUCUAGCUGCCUCUUCUGCUCCUGUGUCUCAUCCUUCCUACCUCCUUUUUUCUCACACCCACAUCCACUGCUCUUCUGGAGUAGCAGAGCAAAAAGCAACAAGGGAGCGGGAAUCGGCCUGCACUAGACAUGAAACGGGACGUGUGUGUGGUGAGUCACCAGACAUACAGGAGCAGACGAGGCAGCUAGAGGUACUACUCAGUGAUGUCAUUCCAUCCUGGCCAUCUCUAUCCUCGCUGUAGCUUGGUCUCUGACACGUUCUCUCACACUCUCUCUCUUGUUCUGCUUUCUCGUUCUCUCACACUCGUCCCCCACAGGUGAAACUGUGAGUCAGCCCCCCCCCCCCCCUUCCCAUUUCACAAUACACCUCUGUUCCUCCUUUCACCUUAUUACCCCUUGUCAACACCUCUCGCUCUUUCUCUCACACACACACCUACUGCAAGAAGUGAGUGCAGCUCCUUGUUUGUUGCCUAAUGGUAAAAGGCCUAAUGGUAACAGGCCCACCAAGAAAUCUGACUGCCGAUAGGUACUUAUCACAGUAGGAGGCCAUUACCUUCUCUUGCAAGGACAAAACAUUUCCCUGCUUUGUACCGACCUGAUACCGACAAACCUGUGGUGUAUUCAUUAGGGAAACAGUUUAAGAACCAAACAGAAGCAAAUGGAACAAAAUAGGGAGGGACCUAGCUGAAUUCGUCCAAUACAAACUCUUGUUUGUGUUUUCUGUUUGGAAUAAAUUGUUUGUUGUAAAAUGUUUUGCAACAGAAUCGGCAUAAUGAUUACACCCCUGCCGUUUCUACUUGUAGAAUCGCAGUGCUCGUCAGUGGCCGAGAACUUGACUUUGAGCCAAUCAGAGAGUACGAGUUGAUUUUCAGAAGCAGUUGUGCGAGUCCUGUGUGUGUCACCUCGGUCUCUCCCCAUGCCCCUCCCUAGCCAAACCGGUUUGACAGGUGUAUGUGUCCAUGCUUGUUCGUGUGUGGCACCUUGUUAUAGUAACCUUUUAAAACAUCUCAUGCACCCCUGGUUCCUGGUUUAUCAGCAGAUAAGCAAGUAAUUACUACUGUCUGCCUGAGCCUUUAAUUGUCUGGCUCCAAUUAUACUGUAUGGUAUCUAGUCCGUUCUAUUGUGUGCUCUGAAGAGGCUGGAACUGAAAGAAACCGUGAGGGAGAGGGAUGAAAGAGGGGACUUUGACAGAGGGGGAGAGAUUGGUAUAGAGAAAAAAGGUGCGAAAGGGCUGAGGGGGAGAGUGUGAGCGAGAAAUAGUCUGGGGGAGAGAUGGACGGACAGUACUGGAGGGCUUUAAAGAAAGAGAGGAGAGAUUGUUCCUAGGAGUUGGUGUUCUUGUCUCUCUGCUAAUGGUGUGUUUCGUCUGGCCCAGAAAAGAGCUGCAGUCUCAGCUGAGCCACAGCUACUGUACUGAUAAAGCUAGUGUAAUAUAGGUGUGUCCAUUGUAUUGUGUCUGGCGGGAUAGCCACUGGGCUGUUUCGCCAUAUGAACAGAUGCAUCUAUACAUGGUUACAUUCGGGGGGUUUUUCUCAGCAGCACUUGUUCAGCUCUACAUACUCAAGUGUUGUUUAGCGAUCAUCUUACUGCAUUCUUAAACUUCUAAAUAUGUAUUUUCACUCUUUCCUUCUCUUUGUUUCUCUCUGUCCCCCUCUGUAGUUUAUUUUGCCCUGUCCAUCCUCCUCCUCUUUGGGCCUAUAUCUACUCUACCCAUGAGCCCCUGCAACUAGGGCUCAGCCUUUGACCUUGGCCUGACCUCUCACCUCUUCUCCAAAGCCACGCCCCUUGGUGAAGGUCUGUAUAUCUCUGCUCUUUUGCUCUAUACCGAAACUUCUGUACUUUUCCGAUACAAAAAAACCCUGUUCGGUACUAGAAUUUGUUUAGUUCGGUACUUCUGUCAUGUGUUUCAUGUGAGUCUGUUUAUCAGCGCAGCCUCUUUAUAGCACGAAGAGCAAAGUACCUUCUCCACUUACUCAUUCUGUCUGGGCUGCAUUGUAUGCUGCACAGAAGUUAACACACUUGAAUAAUGCAACACGAAAUGUUGAAAAUGUUCAUAACUGUUUGCAAUACCAUGUCCACACAGGCUAGAACACUUUUACAAUGCAAGAUUGUGGUCCUCUGUAGCUCAAUUGGUAGAGCAUGGCGCUUGUAACGCCAGGGUAGUGGGUUCGAUCCCCGGGACCACCCAUACGUAAAAAUGUGUGCACACAUGACUGUAAGUCGCUUUGGAUAAAAGCGUCUGCUAAAUAGCAUAUUAUAUUAUUAUAAGAUGAUACCGGUAGCUUCCUCCUUUAAUUGUACUAGACUAACUUGCCUUGCUAGCUUACUGCUGACGCAAACGUCAAUUCACUACCCUAAUACUUUGUUUGUGAUAAUAUGCAAACAAUAAUGCAACAUAUGGAGAUUUUUUAAAAGCUGAUUGUCACCAAAAACAUUACUUCACUUGGUCUCCCUCGCUUCCUGUCUGGGUUCCACCAGAUUCACAGUCAGAUUCUGCCUCACAAAUUACAUCAUUACUUUCUUAAAGAAACAGCGCACACUUUUAUAAAAUAAUUGUUUAUUCUAUGCAAAUGUUGUUGAUCAGAUGCAUAUAAAAUUGUUUCAUCUGUAGCCCCAUGAAAUCAGCUAAAACAAGUUCAACUCAAUGCAUGCACACACUCCUGUUGAAUAAUAUGCAAUCAACUGUGUUGUGUAUAGACCUAGGCUACAUCUUGAUUUACCCAGUUUAUCAGAGAUUUACCAUUCAAAUAAAUUAUUACCUUUUGUUGUUUUGUAGUUAGAUUGGUAAAAACGGUCAUUAUGAUUGUAUAAUUGAUCAUUAAUGCAUACAUGGCUGUCUCUAAACUAUUGACAUAACGUUUUUCAAAUGUAAUGAUAUUUAACUCAAAAGGUGCUCAACGAUUUAACAGAGCAGUAGCUGAGUUUAUCUGUCUGGAUCGAGCCAUUCUGUGACUGGCUCACACGCAUUCUUUUUUGUGUGUUAUUGCUUUGGUAUUAAGGAUAGUGAUGGUAUCGCGUAUAGUGAUAAUAAACCUGAUGUCGAAUUCAAAAUGUAGAAAAUAGUAAAAAAGAAAAAGACCCUUGAAUGAGUAGGUGUUCUAAAACUUUUGACCGGUAGUGUACUUCUAUCUUUGACAGCUGGUCAAACCUCUUAGGGAUUUCAUGAUGAGAUUUGAGGCUUCCUGCUCUUUGCUUUAGUGCGGUUCAUACUGCUAUGGAGGUGUGUGUGGUUCUCUUUAUAGUGUAUGCCGUGUGUGUGUGUGUAACGUAGAGUGUAGGUUUGGGCGGUAUCCAGAUUUUCCUAUCGUCAUACCGUCCUCUCAUACCGGGAUUUACGGUAUUACUGGCUUAGUACUCAAGGGGGCGCCAAAAAACACAAUGCCAUUGGGCGUCUAUUACCAGAAUGCUAACAAAAUUACCACAGGUAAUAGCGAAUUUCCAUGGAGGCUACUAGCUAAAUAUGCUUAUGAGUGCAAGUGAAAAUAAACUAAUUGCAGAUAGUUAAGCCAGCUGACUAAAGUUAUACAUAUAUAGGUAGGAGCUACCGAAUGUCAUUUUUGGGGAGUUUGGACAGUUACAAGCGAAUGUGAACGAGAGACAUUGCAAAUAAAAAAGUUUUGAAGCAUGCUUGUCUGAAGGCAGAACAGUACCGGCUCUUGAGCAGCAUAUGUACACACUGUGUCUGUCUGGAGUCGCUAGGGCAACGGGCCUGCCUGCUCUGCUCAGAGAAGAGGGGGGAGGAGCAGAUGGGCUGAGAAUGGAAAUAAGAAAAAAGUAAAGAAAAUCAAGAUGUCAGUGGCAGAUAUACAAAUAACUCAUCCAAAGGGCUUUGACUUCUCAAACAUGUCAGAAAGCUAGCACAAUAUGAUGACACGUCACCUUAUUAAUUCAUCCACUUAAUUAGAUAACCUGACCCUUAAGUUUAACUUGCUAGUUAAUGCAGAAUUUUGCGUUUUUCGCAUAAGAAAUAUCUUGUAAACGCAGAGCUAAAAUACUCCUUUUUGUAAUUUCAGCUCAGCAUCACUCAUUUUGCCCUUCAGUUGCACUUCUGUCAGCAGACAUUCUCUGACUGAUGUUUAGCUACUUUUCUCCAGUACUUUUCUCCAGUAAAAUGCAAGAUUAACUUUAAGCAAAACAUUUAGGAAAUGUAGCUGGCUACAUUCUUUCUAUGAUAAACAUUAGAAAUAUGAUGGCCAUGCAUUGUUUUUGACUAAAAAUACCUUGCUUUUUCAUUGUAAGCUCAUUUACUUGUGUGGCUGCCAACCAAAUAGUGUUGCACUUCUGUUCACGUUUUAUAUUGAAAAAUGAAUGUGUUGCACGUCCCUGAUCACUCUUGAAGCAAAACACUGACUUUCAAUAUAAAACGUGACCCCUGUCAAUACACAGCUGGACUCACCUGCUCCCGCUUUCUCCCUUUGCUAUUUACAAACAAACGUGACUGGCUCAACUGUUCUGGGGAACUACAGUGAGCUUCAUAAUGUGACCGGUGAAAUGAAGAACGCAUUCUGCUUUAUCUCCUAACGUAUUUCACAAGUUGACUUUAGGUAUUUACUUAAGUAGCUACAAAUAUAAACAUUUAUUGAAAAACUUUAAAGAAAUAGUUUUGACGGUAUUGAAAAACCAUCCCGUGGCUAUUGCCAAAUACCCCGGUAUACCGCCCAAGCCUAAUAGAGUGUAUGGAGCUGUGUGUGUGUGUGACUGCUCUCUCUGUAGAGUGUGUGUGUGUGUGUGUGUGUGUGUGUGUGUGUGUGUGUGUGUAACGGCUCUCUCUGUAGAGUGUGUGUGUGUGUAACGGCUCUCUCUGUAGAGUGUGUGUGUGUGUGUGUGUGUAACGGCUCUCUCUGUAGAGUGUAUGGAGCAGUGUGAGAGCGCUGCGACUCUCCUGGAGUCGGUAAGGGAGCAGGAGGUGCAGUUUGAACAGCUGACCAGAGCGCUGGAGGAGGAGAGGAGGAGAGUGGGCCUCCCCAGCCCCCCGUCCCGCCCCCUCCCCCACACACAGGUAACACCCCAGCCCCACGUCUCCCCAGUGGAGAUUUCCUAGGGUCGUUUCUAGAUGCAGGCGAAAAGACCAGUCAUAACCUAAUCUUUCCUUCUAUCCAUCCCUCCAUCAUCCAGUGAUUACUGUUAUCACCCUCCAUCCAUCGCAUCCAACCCCAUAAUCCAUCCCUCCGUUCCUCCACUGGCGCCCUGGAUUGUGUGUGUGGUACCUGUGCGUUGCAUUUCAACCCUUAUCCAUUAACACACUACUGUGUGUGUUUACAUAUCUCUACAGCUUUAACAUGCCAUGCGUUAUACGUCACGUACCUCUGCAUAACUCCAUCUCGCACCACCACACUUACUGCACUCCCAUACACCAUGCACACAAAACCUUCAUACCACCCUUACAUACCUUUGCAGGCCUCUGUCAUGUAAUUACAGCUAUUCUCAUCUUUGCCCCAGCAUGUUGUGGUUAAAACUGCACCUGGAAUGCUGCAGUCAGUUUUCACGCAUGCAGCCUCAUUCUACCACUAAGAUCAUAAUUUUAAACGAUGCACAAUGUCAACUAAGAGGAACUACUAAUAUGAUUAUGGCCUCCUAUGUUAUGUGAUCAUGUGUUUCUCCACAGCAGUGAAGUCACUAUGCUUUACCAUGCAGUUAGAGCCGUGAAGAGACAUGGAGAAUUCCUCUGUUUUACUGAGUAAACAUCGGCGGAUGGGGAAGGUGAAGGGGUUGCCUUUGUUGUCAUCAUGUUAGCAGGGCUAAUUGGUUUAAGGUUGUCCAGUCAUUCUCCUCUACCAUGCUUAGUGUCAGCAUGUUAAGCAAUGUUUCAUGACUGUCACUGGGUGGGUGUUGCCUCUCCCGGUUCAGGUGUUCUUGUUUGUCUAUUUUGACUUAAGUAUAAUUCCACGUUUGGACACCGAUUCAUUGGAAACAACAGACUGGGGUCAGUUAUAAAAAAAAUUGUGAGUCUGCACUGCAGCCAUGGAGCCACCUUUUUUUUUUAUGUGUCCUACUUCCAUCCAUCCUUCAUUGAAGUGAUCUAACAUGAAAUGAGUGGUGAAAGAAAAGCAAUGGUUGGGUCAUUGAUUACCUCAAAGGGAGCAGGAAAGGAAGGAUGCAUUUUCAAAGUAUUAAAAUGUGGCCGAUGACUGAGGUAUUGAGAGAACAAGGUCAGCUUGCUUAAUGUGUCAUGACGCCAGCAGUGUUCGGGUGGUUGUAGGGAGAUGUUGUAGCCUAGGAUACAACCCAGUUGGAUCCUCUGUAAUAUCUCUAAAGACGUCUGUGGAUAUCAGUGUGUUCUCUUGGUUGACGGUUUCUCUCCUCCUCAGAACGGGCGUCUGGGGGAUGCAGACAUAGAACGACUGAAACUGAGUGAGGGAUACAUUAACGGGACACAGGUGUGUGCUGGUAGUGUGUGUGAUGCCCUGUGUGUGUGGAUGCCCUGUGUGUGUGUGUGUGUGUGUGUGUGGGAUGCCCUGUGUGUGUGGGAUGCCCUGUGUGUGUGGGAUGCCCUGUGUGUGUGGGAUGCCCUGUGUGUGUGGGAUGCCCUGUGUGUGUGUGGAUGCCCUGUGUGUGUGUGUGGGAUGCCCUGUGUGUGUGUGUGGGAUGCCCUGUGUGGUGUGUGUGGGAUGCCCUGUGUGGUGUGGUGUGUGUGUGGGAUGCCCUGGUGUGUGUGUGUGACCGUUGUGUGUGUGGGGAUGCCCUGUGGUGUGUGUGUGUGUGUGUGUGUGGGAUGCCCUGUGUGUGUGGGUCGUGUGUGGGGAUGCCCUGUGUUGUGGGGUGUGUGUGUUUGUGGGGAUGCCCUGUGGUUGGAGUGGGGUGUUGGGAUGCCGUGUGUGGUGUGUGUGUGGAUGCCCUGUGUGUGGUGUGUGUGGGAUGCCGUGUGUGUGUGUGUGGGAUGCCCUGUGUGUGUGUGUGUGUGUGUGGGAUGCCCUGUGUGUGUGUGUGUGUGUGUGGGAUUGCCCUGGUGUGGUGGGGGUGUGUGUGUGUGGGAUGCCCUGUGUGUGUGUGUGUGUGUGUGGGAUGCCCUUGUGUGUGGUGCGUUGUGUGUGUGUGUGGGAUGCCCUGUGUGUGUGUGUGGGGGGAUGCCCCGUGUGUGUGUGGGGGGGAUGCCCCGUGUGUGUGUGUGGGGGAUGCCCUGUGUGUCUGUGUGUGUGCGUGGGAUGCCCUGUGUGUGUGUGUGGUGUGUGGUGUGUGUGUGUGUGCGUGUGCGUGGGAUGCCCUGUGUGUGUGUGUGUGUGGGAUGCCCUGUGUGUGUGUGUGGGAUGCCCUGUGUGUGUGUGUGGGAUGCCCUGUGUGUGUGUGCGUGGGAUGCCGUAUGUGUGUGUGUGUGGGAUGCCGUAUGUGUGUGUGUGUGGGAUGCCCCGUGUGUAGUGUAUGUGAUGCCCUAUGUGUAACAUUGUGUUUACAGUACAGGAUGGUGGACCCAGCGCAUGGCGCUCUAGACGAGAGCUACACACCAGAAGGUGAUUCCCAGGAAGUACACUCAGUCUUCACAGACGAUGGAACCAAUGGACGGCAGGCAGGGAACGUGGUACGAAAACACACACUUUGUACUGUAACUGAAAAUAAUUUUCUCCAUGGAGGACAAACGAUUCUCUACAACUUCCUGUCUCAUGGUGAUGUACUUCCUCUUCUUCAGAUGAAGAAGAUGAUCACCUCACGUACCGUCCUGCCCUCUGAUUCGAUGUCCAUCGACGGGGGAGUGUCCGUCUCGGGCAUGGGCGGUUACAGUGCCACUCUGGACCGUUCCUACAGGCAGGGUGGAGGGGGGGACUACCCCACAGCCACGGUCCCUAGGAACUACCACUACGGCCCCGCGGGGGGGUACGACGACUACAGGAGCGCCCCGCCCUCUGAGGCCUACACCAGCCUGAGCAGGGGCAUACACAUGGACGACCGCUACAGGUCAGACCACUGUCGUUAAAGUUUGUGAAAACGCUAAAGAGCACUGUAAAGAAAUAAUUCUAGUAUUCCUUUGUGAAGAUUCCCGUAUCUUUGGGAUAAUUGAUCUUCUGUCUCUCUCCAGACCUGCGGAUGGGUACAGGACCCUGGACUCUGGGUACCGCGCCCCCAGCAGACAGCAGCUGGACCCCUACGCAGCCCAGCCUCAGGUGGGGCGAGGGGUGAGGGGCAUGGGCAGUGCCCUGGAGUUGGGGGGCAUGCGCUACGCCCACCAGGGCCGCUAUGGCAUGGAGGAUGACCAGAGGAGUCUGGGAUAUGAUGACGUGGAGUACAGUAUGGCUCCUCCCACCAUGCAUCCAGCAUACGGAACUAUGCCACGACUAGGCCCAGGCCCUGGAGGACUGGACAGACGCAGGCUCAGGUACACACACACCACUCGGAUAUGUAUGUACACCAUACUCCAAUACAACACACACACUCUCACUAAUAGGCUACACACACACCAAUUCACUCAUGUCUGAUUGUCUCUUAGGAGUUGUGAGGACACUUUGGAAGGGGACGUGGGAGGAGUCGACCCCUACACCUGGGGCGUCAACAUGGAGAGGGGAAGUAUGGCGUCAUUGGACAGCACCCUGAGGAAGGGCCCGCCCACUUCCUGGAGACAGCCGGAGCUUCCGGAGGUUAUCGCCAUGUUGAACUACAGGCUGGACCCGGUCAAAACCAACGCUGCUGCCUUCCUCCAGCACCUCACAUUCAAGAAUGACAAGGUAACACACACAAACCUUUUAUACCUGCAAACACACAGAAAUGUAUUGAAAUUAUGGAUAUUACAAGUGUUAAAGUACUGCUGUCAGCGUUUUUAGGAUAGGUUUGGUGUGUGACCAUGUUGGUUGUGUAGGUGAAAUCGGAGGUGCGUCGUCUAAAGGGGAUCCCUUCUCUGGUCUCGUUGCUGGACAACCCCAAGAAGGACGUACACCACUCGGCCUGCGGGGCGCUCAAGAACAUCUCGUACGGACCAGACCACGACAACAAGAUCGCCAUCAAGAACUGUGACGGCAUCCCUGCCUUAGUCCGGCUACUGAGGAAGGCCAGAGACCAAGACCUCACUGACACCAUUACAGGUAAUACUACUGUUCAGUCCCUCCAGGAUUUCAAAGGGAUUUUCUGUGCUGUUUGCUGGCAAAAAUGCUUGAUUUUGCUGCGGCAUUUCUGAAAUUUUGCAUGGCAAUAUGCAAUGAUUUUGACCAAUUUGUCGCGAAAUGCACUGACGAGGGAGAAUGUUUGUUGACGUGUGGCUUGAUUGAACCAUAUGUGGUAAUUGUGCUGAUUUUGCCACCAAGUAAAUUAUCACGGAGUCCUGGAGGGACUGUUCUAACUACUCUGUAAUACUUGCAUUACUAUUACCGUACUACUUAUGGGACAGUAAAACACCAGUAUUACCAUGUAGUAUUCCUACCAGUGGCGGCUCCUGAAAAAAUUCUCAGGAGGGGCAAUUUUUCUGAUGAUUUAGGUGACCUACACACAUUUUAAAAAAAGAUAUGUCCAGCAACAACAUGAAGACAGGGGCAGCAUAUAAGCCAAUACCAGAAGCAUUUAUUGACUGAUCUCAAAAGUGUUGGCUUACCAGGGUUGGUGGAGCCCUCAGUUUCAUCUUUGCCUCGCAAAGCUAACUCAAACACUCCGCAAAACUUCACACACUGGAUUAGCCGGCUGAGGAUGUGGCGGUUCUUGCUAAUGUCGUAGUAAAUAUAUUUGUUAUAGUGAAUAUGGAAUAUGAUAUGUUGAGUAAAAUGUUGUGCUAAGAUCUAUUUAGGUCAGGAGCUGGUUAUAAGUUCUGUUCCUAUCCAAUAACAAUGGACAAAAGGGUCCUAUCUUGUCAGCCUUGUCAGCAGGUGGCCAAGGACAACACCCACGCCAUAGGCCUCUCAGUUCUUCCAACUCACGAGUUCUUGCUCUGAGGACACACACACACACAAACACACACACACACACAUCAUCACUGUUAAACACACACACACACACACACACAUCAUCACUGUUAAACACACACACACACACACACACAAAAAUCCCCUCUCUUAGGCUGAACAUUUGAAGACAGAGAACCCGACUCAGAGCCAAUGCAACAGUGACAGUAGCCUGGAGGUGACCUCGCCCAACUCAUCAGGACCAAUCAGAAGAUCAGAACUACUAGAUUGAACCUACUUCAUUUAUUGCAUAAAAUGUCUGCACACAAUGUUUCGGGGCUCUCUUCAGAUAAUAAUAAUAAUAAUAAUAAUAAUAAUAUGCCAUUUAGCAGACGCUUUUAUCCAAAGCGACUUACAGUCAUGCGUGCAUACAUUUUUGUGUAUGGGUGGUCCCGGGGAUCGAACCCACUACCUUGGCGUUACAAGCACCAUGCUCUACCAGCUGAGCUACAGAAAGUGGAUACUCAUGGAUGCGCAUUGCAAUUGUAAAAUGUCAACACAAUUGGAGACACCACGUCAUUUUUGGAGACAUGUUAUUGACAGUAAACUAUUGUAGAUGCGACUGCUAACUAAAUAAAACAUUUUAGCUGGCUAGCUAAUCAUCUUAGCUAAAUGUGGGGCAAACAAUUCAGUUAUUUACCGUUAAUUUGAGGGAUUGGGGUGAAAGAAAUCGAGUUACAUAGUGAUACUUUACGAUAUACUGUAUUGACAAUAUCGCAAUAUUUUAGCGCUAGUUGGCUGUACCUGCACCAAAACACCAUUAUUGUUCCUUCAUAGCUUGUUCUCAAUCUUUUCACAUUGGGAGCCAAUUAGUUUUCAGCACUUUUAUUUCCAUGACUGAUCAAAACUCGUUCUCAUGGCUUUCUGAUCCCUCUGCAACAGACAUAUGGUGCGCAAUAAAAUCACAGUAUCGAAUCGCAAUACGUAUAGAAUCAUGAGACUCGCAAUGCUGAUGCAUAUAUCUUAUCGUGAGGUUCCUGGCAAUUCCCAGGCCAAGUUCAUUUGCCACAACAAAUCUCUUCGCUAGCAAACGCGAUGUCUUCUCCAAAACGACAAUGUGUCUCCAGCAAUGUUUACUUUUUUGACGUUCUAUGGCAUCUCCACUUUCCAAGCAUAUAUGACCACAUGUAAUAUUUUGGUAAGUGAUGCAAAUAGUGAACUAUGUAGGGCCAGGAUGUAAAAUAUAUGUAGCUGCAGCAAUUUCUCUUAUCUGAUAUGGUAAGUAAUGGGGCUUAAUGUAUAGCUCCCUAAGAGUUUGACGAACGGGUCCGUGAACGCGAUUCCAGAUAUAUUUACCUCUGAAUAAACUGCCUUUAUUACACCAUAUCCACAUCCAGUAAACUUGUGAUUAUCAACACUAACCUCAUCGUUGUGGCGGCGGACAGCUAGCCUGUAUCCCUCGUCAUCCAGUUGAGUGAGUCGCAAUGUCUUUUUUCGUUCGUACCAAUUUUUGGAAAAUCCUCGGGUGUAGGACUUUCCGCCUUUAGUAGAAACCUGUUGAAUUAUUAAAUUUGGUCUGGGAGGUCCUAAUUGUUUCGUUGCCAAUUUAUCUUAAUUUGUUCGCCGACAAAAAGGAACUUCUUUCAAAGACACAAUCGAGUUGGACUGAAGCCUAGCCAUUUUGAUAGUAGUAGUGAAUUGAUUGAGGCUGCUACCUGGUCUUUUCUUAGUUACGUUCAUUCGUGGUUACGUUAUGUAUGACGAAAGCGCGUAAGUGCAAGCCACAGACACCCAUAGAGAAUGUAUUGAAAGCUUGAAAUGUGCAAAAAUAGAUUUACAUGACAGGGCUAGAGCGACUUCGGGGCGAUUUCAACCUGACUGAAAUCGCCCAAAAACGGGCGGGGGGCCAUUUGAAGCACGACUUUAGCAUUAUUGGACCAUUAGUGGCUGUCAGAUCAGACGGGAACCUGCUAAAUGCUGUGCGUGAAUAAUUUUUUAUAAAUAAAUUAUAAAAAAAAUAUAUAUAUAUAUUUUUUUUUUUUUUUUUUUUUUUUAUUAAUGGAUUAGAAAAAAAAAUCCCUUCCUUUUCCCGUUUGGCAGUGCGUCGCCCAUAUCGCCCUAUUGAACACGCGUCAUGAUUCCUACUAUACUUCAGCUUUAUAACCUCUACUAUAAUUCCUUAUUAUUGGACCCAAUCAGAGAAUAGAGUGUCAUGGAGAUGACCAAGAACGCAUCUCCCUCUUCUUCCUCAGGCACAUUGUGGAACCUUUCGUCUCACGACUCGGUGAAGAUGGAGAUCGUGGACCACGCGUUACACGCCCUCUCAGACGAGGUGAUGGUGCCGCACUCUGGCUGGGAGAGAGGGAGUGACGGAGGGGAGGAGAGCCUCAAACCACGACACCUGGAGUGGGAGACGGCCCUCACCAACACAGCUGGCUGUCUGAGGUGCGUGGAGGGAGAAGAAAUGGACGGCAGGAGAUUAAUGGAGGAGGGAAUGGAACAAGGAAAUAUGUAUUGGUCAAUUCCGGGGAAGAUUAACCAUUAACGUUGUAUCUAUAUAUUUUUUCUUGUUCAGAAACGUGAGCUCAGAACGUAGUGAGGCCAGGCGAAAGCUGAGAGAGUGUGCAGGAUUGGUGGAUUCAUUGAUGUACAUUGUCCAAUCACAGAUCAACCGCAAAGAUGUGGACAACAAGGUGUUUAACACAACCCUUAACUUCUAAUCCAUUGCUUAUGCACAUUUUCUUAAUUUCUUUCACAAUUACUUACUUGAAUAAAGACCCUUUAAAACCUUCCCUGUCUCUUUGCAGUUGGUGGAGAACAGUGUUUGUCUGCUGAGGAAUCUGUCCUAUCAGGUUCACCGAGAGGUUCCCGGCUGCGAGCGCUACCUGGAGGCUGCGCCCCUAAACCAGGGCCCCACCCCCGGCUCCAACAAGGCCGGCUGCUUCGGCUCACGGAAGGGCAAAGGUCAGUAACUGGCGUGUAAAUCCCCAAAGGUUGAUGUCUGCGCCUCCGUUUAAAUCAAAUUAGCAUAAGAACAUUUGUUUUGCUUAUUUGAGCUGUUCUUGCCAUAAUAUGGACUUAGCCCUAUUUGGUAAAAGACCAUCUUCUGUAAACCCCCCCUACCUUGUCACAACACAACUGAUUGGCUCAAACGCAUUAAGAAGGAAAGAAAUUCCACAAAUUAACUUUGUAAGAAGGCACACCUGUUAAUUGAAAUGCAUUCCAGGUGACUACCUCAAGAAGCUGGUUGAGAGAAUAUCAAGAGUGUGCAAAGCUGUCAUCAAGGCAAAGGGUGGCUAUUUGAAGAAUCUCAAAUAUAAAAAAUAUAUUUUGAGUUUAACACUUAUUUGGUUACUACAUGAUUCCAUAUGUGUUAUUUCAUAGUUUUGAUAGUAGUUACAAUGUAGAACAUUUUUAAAAUAAAGAAAAACCCUUGAAUGAGUAGGUGUUCGAAAACUUUUGACCGGUGUGUGUAUAUAUCUCAAUGCGUUUGUAUGGGCUAAUAGCGGUAUGGCCAAAUAAAAUGUUUCAACAAAUAAUUUUUUCAGAUUUUUAUAGUUAGUAGAACCCCCCCCCACCCCAGCUUAGUCUCUUAUGGGUUAAAGAUCAUAGUUCAGCCUGUGUGUUCUCUAUGGCUAGAGGUAGAAAGUUUCCCUUAACCCCAGAUCUAGGAUCAGAUUACCCUCUCCCCAGUUCUGACUCAUUAAACAGGACUAAAGCUAUGGUUAGUGGCAACAUAAUCCUACUCUGUGUGUGAUGUUUGGGUGCCAGGAGCUGGAUUUUGCUCCUGUGGUUCUGAUGGGUUUGUGCUUGUUGGUAGCUGGGAUACUAUUUCAGUUUUUCACACUCUCUCCACUGUCUCUCCCUCCCUCUGUCCUCCGCCCAUCCUCUUCUUGUGUUCCUGUCCUGUUUAGAUGAGUGGUUUUCCAAAGGUAAGAUUCUCUUCAGCUGCGUUUAUGCAGGCUGCCCAAUUCUGAUCUUGUUUUUCACUAAUUGGUCUUUUGACCAAUCAGAUCAGCUUUGAAAAAGAUCUAAUGUGAUUGGUCAAAAUACCAAUUAGUUGAAAAGAUAUAUCAGAAUUGGGCUGCCGCUGUAAACGCAGCCUUCUUGGUGGCGUUUUGUACUGUGGCUGAAUAAGGGCUUUUCCUAACGCUGGCUGGUCUUAACAUUGCCUUUACUUGGUCUGUAGAUUUGUAAAUGGGACUUGACAAACGGAGUGCAUGCUGUUCAACUAGUGCAUGAUACCAUGAUGUCAUUCUGAGGAGAAUCUGCAUCUGUUAAAAAGGGCUGAGGUGGAACAGAUUCAAAUGCACCUAAUAUUUAUUUUUUACAUCUACUUCGAUUGGAAUGAUCUCUAGAUUGUUUUGUCCUCUCUUCAUCCCCACUCAUCAUCCUCUCUCUCUCUAGGUAAGAAGGAUGCGGAUGACGGGAGUGCGGACCAGGUUGAUAUUCCAAAGAGGACGAUGCCUGCCAAAGGUGAGUCAAAACACCAUACGAAAACACAGCAAACACAGAAUCAGUUACUGAAAUCCCUCUUCCUACCAGGCUAUGAGCUGUUGUUCCAGCCAGAGGUGGUGCGUGUGUACACGUCCCUGCUGAGAGAGAGCCAGAACCCCUCAGUGCUGGAGGCCGCAGCCGGGGCCAUACAGAACCUGUGUGCCGGACGCUGGACUGUGAGUGGACGGCUUCUGACCUCGCACCUUUUCCUCCUUGUCUUACGUAUCUUUUUCUGAUCCAUAGCAUCACCCCAAUGAUGUUGAUCGCAGCUUACUCCCUCUCCCUCCCUCUCUGUCCCUCAGUAUGGUCGCUAUAUCCGGGCCACGGUGCGUCUGGAGAAGGGCCUGCCCAUGAUGGCAGAGCUGCUGGCUCAUGGGAACGAUCGUGUGGUCAGAGCCAUGUCCGGAGCCCUGAGGAACCUGGCCAUCGACAACCGCAACCGCGAGCUACUCGGUAAGUUGGUGUGUGUAUCAGAUAUCGCAUGUUAGUUAUCACAUAUCAAAUACGUUUUUCAUCAUUAUUUGAAAAAAUGUAAUUCCUUUCUGGAUUGUUUCAGAUCCACUCUUUAGUGUAUGUAUUGUUGUAUCUGUCCGUCCUGUCCUCCCAUAGGUAAGCACGCUGUGCCCCACCUGGUGGCAGACCUUCCGGGUGGCCAGAGCCAGUCGGCACGACCUCUGUCUGAGGAGACGGUGGUGUCUGUACUGAGCACACUCACUGAGGUGCUGGGCAACAGCCUGGAGGCCGCCAAGACCCUCAGGGCCUCCCAAGGCAUCGAGAGACUGGUGCUCAUCAACAAGGACGGGUAAGAGAGGGAGAGAGAGUGUUUGUGUGUGGAACUGACGCUCAUUAACAAGUGUAUAUUCUUGGCGUUUAUGUGUGCGUUUGUUUGAGACGGAUAGGUCAGUGUCCAUACAGUACAUGUCUAACGGAGUGUCUGUCUAUUGGUCCUGCAGUAAGCGCUCUGAGCGGGAGGUACGUGGGGCAGGCCAGGUGUUACAGCUGGUCUGGGGGCACAAGGAUCUGCGGCGCCCCCUGGAGAAGGACGGCUGGAAGAAGACCGACUUCAUGGUGAACCACAACCCCCCCGCCAACGGCCCCUCUACACGCACCAAUGGGACUUAUGAGGACACUACCAUGCCACUGCUAGACAGAGGUGACUCUUGGAAUAGAGUUGUAUUUGCGUCAGACUUGCUUCUUAACAGCAAGUGAAAGCUAGACGUAAAAUGUAGGAAUUUUAGGGAAGCAAACAGAAUGUAAUGGUUUUUGUUUUUUCAACAGGGGAGAAGAGGGACAUGAUUCCACUAAAUGACCUAGGGCCUGGUGCGUAUCCAUAGGAACACUGACAAAGCUAAGCCCAGCUAUUAGUUUAUUUUUCUAUCAAUGAUUCAUGCUCUUCCUCCCUACAUCUUAGAAGCCUACUCUACACUGGACCAGAGGGAGAGGAGACACACUCUGGACAACUCCCUCAACGCCACAGACACUUUACAGGUAACACACCCCUGCCCUGUACACGUUGUUUCUUUCACUUAAACACACUUGCCUUUAACCCGUUCUCUUUAAUUCACACCUUUUUUAAAACGUCUCUCUAUUUUGCCUUUUGGUUGACGACCACCAUCUCUACUCAGGGUAUCUUUCUCACUUUCACAAUCUCUCACUCUUUCUCUGUCUUUCUCGUUCCGUCUCAGCGUGGGGUGUAUGGAGGCAGAAAGGGUUCACUGCCUCUGUUGGACUCCUACGAUGGUUAGCCCCCCUCCCCUCUCUCCCUCUGCAUGUAACAGCAUGGUACGUUUCACCUCUUGUCCUGCAUGGACUCUAUAUCUCCAUCCUUUGUCUUUGAUACCUAUUGCCUAUCUCUGCUGUAACACUGUCAAUAUUGUGUUAUUUCAGUACCUUGGUUUUGUACACAGUUAUAGUGUGCAGUGAAAACUGAUUGAAGUUCAGGGUACGAAUACUGUAGUAGUAUACAAUAGUCAGUGUUUCCACUAGUUUUUUAUUCCCUAUAAUUGUAUAAAUUUUUCCAUGGCAAAGAGCAAAAGUUAAUUUCCUACAAUUCUAUGCAGUUUGCCAUGGCCAUUUGUGUUUAUGUUCAAACAUUAUAACAAAACCAAUGGGCACCCCAAUCGGGGCCCUUGGCCAUGUGCCCUGUCAGUAAUCCAGCAAUGGCAAAAAAUAGCCCUGACCUCAACCCCAUGAACACCUUUGGGAUGAAUUGGAACGCCGACUGCAAUCCAGGCCUAAUCGCCCAACAUCAGUCCCUGAUCUCACUAAUGCUCUUGUGGCUGAAUGGAAGCAAGUCCCUGCAGCAAUGUUCCAACGUCUAGUGGAAAGCCUUCCCAGAAGUUAUAGCAACUCCAUAUUAAUGGCCAUGAUUUUGGAAUGAGAUGUUCGACAACCAGGUGUCCACAUACUUUUGGUCAUGGGUUGUGUGUAAUAAAUGUAUAUAUUACACACACUGAACAAAAAUAUGAACGUAACAUAAUUAAGUGUUGGUCCCAUGUUUCAUGAGCUGAAAUACAAGAUCCCAGAAAUGUUCCAUACACACAAAAAGCUUAUUUCUCUCAAUUGGUGCACAAAUUUGUUUUCUUCCCUGUUAGUGAGCAUUUCUCCUUUGCCAUGAUAAUAAUAUGAUAAUAAUAUGCCAUUUAGCAGACGCUUUUAUCCAAAGCAACUUAGUUACCUGCAAAAUCGGCAGUGUAUCAAAUACUUGUUCUCCCCACUGUAUAUAUAUAUAUAUGUAUAUACAGUGAUGGGAAAAAAAGUAUUUGAUCCCCUGCUGAUUUUGUACGUUUGCCAACUGACAAAUAAAUGAUCAGUCUAAAAUUUUAAUGGUAGGUUUAUUUGAACAGUGACAGACAGAAUAACAACAACAAAAUCCAGAAAAAUGCAUGUCAAAAAUGUUAUAAAUUGAUUAUAAAUUUUAAUGAGGGAAAUAAGUGUUUGACCCCUCUGCAAAACAUGAUUUAGUACUUGGUGGCAAAACCCUUGUUGGCAAUCACAGAGGUCAGACGCUUCUUGUAGUUGGCCACCAGGUUUGCACACAUCUCAGGAGGGAUUUUGUCCCACUCCACUUUGCAGAUCUUCUCCAAGUCAUUAAGGUUUCGAGGCUGACGUUUGGCAACUUGAACCUUCAGCUCCCUCCACAGAUUUUCUAUGGGAUUAAGGUCUGGAGACUGACUAGGCCACUCCAGAACCUUAAUGUGCUUCUUCUUGAGCCACUCCUUUGUUGCCUUGGCCGUGUGUUUUGGGUCAUUGUCAUGCUGGAAUAUCAAUCCACGACCCAUUUUCAAUGCCCUGGCUGAGGGAAGGAGGUUCUCACCCAAGAUUUGAUGGUACAUGGCCCUGUCCCAGGCCGAGGGAGAUUGACAGUUAUUUUGUGUUUCUUCCAAAUCGCAAAUAAUCGCACCAACUGUUGUCACCUUCUCACCAAGCUGCUUGGCGAUGGUCUUGUAGCCCAUUCCAGCCUUGUGUAGGUCUACAAUCUUGUCCCUGACAUCCUUGGAGAGCUCGUUGGUCUUGGCCAUGGUGGAGAGUUUGGAAUCUGAUUGAUUGCUUCUGUGGACAGGUGUCUUUUAUACAGGUAACAAGCUGAGAUUAGGAGCACUAACUUUAAGAGUGUACUCCUAAUCUCAGCUCGUUACCUGUAUAAAACACACCUGGGAGCCAGAAAUCUUUCUGAUUGAGAGGGGGUCAAAUACUUAUUUCCCUCAUUAAAAUGCAAAUCUAUUGAUAAAAUUUUUGACAUGCGGUUUUUCUGGAUUUUUUUGUUGUUAUUCUGUCUCUCACUGUUCAAAUAAACGUACCAUUAACUUAUUAACAUUAAAUUAGACUGAUCAUGUCUUUGUCAGUGGGCAAACGUACAAAAUCAGCAGGGGAUCAAAUACUUUUUCCCUCACUGUGUGUGUGUGUGCAGUCGUGGUCAAAAGUUUUGAGAAUAACACACAUACUAAUUUUCACAAAGUCUGCUGCCUCAGUUUUGAUGAUGGCAAUUUGCAUAUACUCCAGAAUGUCAUGAAGAGUGAUUAGAUUAAUUGCAAAGUCCCUCUUUGCCAUGAAGAUGAACUUAGUCCCCAAAAAACAUUUCCACUGCAUUUCAGCCCUGCCACAAAAGGACCAGCUGCCAUCAUGUCAGUGAUUCUCUCGUUAACACAGGUGAGAGUGUUGACGAGGACAAGGCUGGAGAUCACUCUGUCAUGCUGAUUGAGUUAGAAUAACAGACUGGAAGCUUUUAAAAGGAGGGUGGUGCUUGAAAUCAUUGCUCUGUUAACCAUGGUUACCUGCAAGGAAACACGUGCCGUCAUCAUUGCUUUGCACAAAAAGGGCUUCACAGGCAAGGAUAUUGCUGCUAGUAAGAUUGCACCUAAAUCAACCAUUUAUCGGAUCAUCAAGAACUUCAAGGAGAGAGGUUCAAUUGUUGUGAAGAAGGCGUCAGGGUGCCCAAGAAAGUCCAGCAAGCGCCAGGACCGUCUCCUAAAGUUGAUUCAGCUGCUGUAUCGGGGCACCACCAGUGCAGAACUUGCUCAGGAAUGGCAGCAGGCAGGUGUGAGUGCAUCUGCAUGCACAGUGAGGCGAAGACUUUUUGAGGAUGGCCUGGUGUCAAGAAGGGCAGCAAAGAAGCCACUUUUCUCCAGGAAAAACAUCAGGGACAGACUGAUAUUCUGCAAAAGGUACAGGGAUUGGACUGCUGAGGACUGGGGUAAAGUCAUUUUCUCUGAUGAAUCCCCUUUCCGAUUGUUUGGGGCAUCCGGAAAACACCUGGUCCGGAGAAGACAAGGUGAGUGCUACUAUCAGUCCUGUGUCAUGCCAACAGUAAAGCAUCCUGAGACCAUUCAUGUGUGGGGUUGCUUCUCAGCCAAGGGAGUGGGCUCACUCACAAUUUUGCCUAAGAACACAGCCAUGAAUAAAGAAUGGUACCAACACAUCCUCCGAGAGCAACUUCUCCCAACCAUCCAAGAACAGUUUGGUGACGACCAAUGCCUUUUCCAGCAUAAUGGAGCACCUUGCCAUAAGGCAAAAGUGAUAACUAAGUGGCUCGGGGAACAAAAAAUCGACACUUUGGGUCCAUGGCCAGGAAACUCCCCAGACCUUAAUUCCAUUGAGAAUUUGUGGUCGAUCCUCAAGAGGCAGGUGGACAAACAAAAACCCACAAAUUCUGACACUCCAAGCAUUGAUUAUGCAAGAAUGGGCUGCCAUCAGUCAAGAUGUGGCCCAGAAGUUAAUUGACAGCAUGCCAGGGCGGAUUGCAGAGGUCUUGAAAAAGAAGGGUCAACACUGCAAAUAUUGACUCUUUGCAUAAACUUAAUGUAAUUGUCAAUAAAAGCCUUUGACACUUAUGGAAUGCUUGUAAUUAUACUUCAGUAUACCAUAGUAACAUUUGACAAAAAUCUCAUAACACUGAAGCAGCGAACUUUGUGAAGACAAAUCCUUUUGACCACGACUGUAUAUUCACUCACACACACACACACACACACACACACACACACACACACACACACAGUACCAGUCAAAAGUUGUCACACCUACUCAUUCAAGGUUGUUUAAAAAAAAAAAAAACUACUUUCUACAUUGAAGAAGAAUAGUGAAGACAUCAAAAAUAUGAAAUAACACAUAUGGAAUCAUGUCGUAACCAAAAAAGUGUUAAACAACUCAAAAUAUAUUUUAUUUGAGAUUAUUCAAAUAGCCACCAUUUGCCUUGAUGACAGCUUUGCAAACUCUUGGCAUUCUCUCAACCAGCUUCAUGAGGUAGUUACCUGGAAUGCAUUUCAAUUAACAGGUGUGCCUUCUUAAAAGUUUAAUUUGUGGAAUUUAUUUCCUUAAUGCAUUUGAGCCAAUCAGUUGUGUUGUGACAAGGUAUGGGUGGUAUACAGAAGAUAGCCCUGUUUGGUAAAAUACCAAGUCCAUAUUAUGGCAAGAACAGCUCAAAUAAGCAAAUAGAAACGACAGUCCCAUCAUUACUUUAAGACAUGAAAGUCAGUAAAUCCGGAAAACUUCAAGAACUUUGAACGUUUCUUCAAGUACAAUCGCAAAAACCAUCAAGCGCUAUGAUUCAACUGGCUCUCAUGAGGACCGGCAAGGAAAGGAAGACCCAGAGUUAUCUCUGCUGCAGAGGUUCAUUUAGAGUUACCAGCCUCAGAUUGCAGCCCAAAUAAAUGCUUCACAGAGUUCAAGUAACAGACAUCUCAACAUCAACUGUUCAGAGGAGACUGCUUGAAUCAGUUCUUCAUGGUCGAAUUGCUGCAAAGAAACCACUACUAAAGGACACCAAUAAUAAGAAGAGACCUGCUUGGGCCAAGAAACACGAGCAAUGGACAUUAGACCAGUGGAAAUGUGUCCUUUGGUCUGAUGAGUCCAAAUUUGAGAUUUUUUGUUCCAACUGCCAUGUCUUUGUGAGACGCAGAGUAGGUGAACGGAUGAGCUCUGCAUGUGUGGUUCCCACCGUGAAGCAUGGAGGAGGUGGUGUGAUGGUGCGGGGGUGCUUUGCUGGUGACACUGUCUGUGAUGUAUUUAGAAUUCAAGGUACACUUAAACAGCAUGGCUACCACAGCAUUCUGCAGCGAUACGCCAUCCCAUCUAGUUUGCACUUAGUCCCACUAUCAUUUGUUUUCAACAGGACAAUGACCCAACACACCUCCAGGCUGUGUAAGGGCUAUUUUACCAAGAAGGAGAGUGAUUGAGUGCUGCAUCAGAGACCUGGCCUCCACAAUGACCCAACCUCAACCCAAUUGAUAUGGUUUGGGAUGAGUUGGACCGCAGAGUGAAGGAAAAGCAGCCAACAAGUGCUCAGCAUAUGUGGGAACUCCUUCAAUACUGUUGGAAAAGCAUUCCAGAAGCUGGUUGAGAGAAUGCCAAGAGUGCAAAGCUGUCAAAGGCAAAGGGUGGCUACUUUGAAGAAUCUCAUAAAAUAUAUUUUGAUUUGUUUUAACACUUUUUUUGUUUACUACAUGAUUCCAUAUGUGUUAUUUCAUAGUUUUGAUGUCUUCACUAUUAUUAUACAAUGUAGAAAAUAGUAAAAAUAAAGAAACCCUUAAAUGAGUAGGUGUCCAAACUUUUGACUUGUGUGAUGUAUGUAUGUAUGUAUGUAUGUAUGUAUGUUUGUGUAUAUAUGUAUGUGUGUGUGUGUGUAUGUGUAUAUGUAUAUAUAUAUCACACUGAAUGUACAAAACAUUAGGAAAACCUGCUCUUUCAUGACAGACUGACCAGGUGAAAGGUAUGAUCCAUUUGAUGUCACCUGUAAAUCCACUUCAACCAGUGUAGAUGAAGGGGAGGAGACUGGUUAAAGAAGGAUAUUUAAGCCUUGAGACAUGGAUUGUGUAUUAGUGCCAUUCAGAGGGUGAAUGGGCAAGACAAAAGAUUUAAGUGCCUUUGAAUGGGGUAUGAUAGUAGGUUUCGUGCACACUGGUUUGAGUGUCAAGAACUGCAACACUGCUGGGUUUUUCAUGCUCAACAGUUUCCCGUGUAUCAAGAAUGGUCCACCACCCAAAGGACAUCCAGCCAACUUGACAACUGUGGGAAGCAUUGGAGUCAACAUGGGCCACUAUCCUUGUGGACCGCUUUCGACACCUUGUAGAUUCCAUGCCCCAACGUAUUGACGCUGUUCUGAGGGCAAAAGGGGGGAGGUGCAACUCCAUAUUAGGAAGGUGUUCUUAAUGUUUUGUACACUCAGUGUAUCGUAUUUGGUAUGGCGGCAAUAAUUUAACAGCGGCGGUGAGCCACUGCUAAAUUAAUACAGGGAUAACACUGAAUACCCAAGAGGCUUUCACACUGGUAUAGUAUACUGUGUGGACUGGUGUAUUACACUGUAUCAUAUACCUUAACUAACAGUAUACCUUAGGCACUUUUAUUUUGGCAUAUUGUGUAUAGCCUGACAUACUUGCACCACAGUAUCCGCUUGAGUGUACUGUUUGUGUUUUAUUCUUUUGAAGUAUUAACACAUGCACUAAUCAAAUGUAUCGUCUAUCAUCUCUUCUUCCUCCAGAAAAACUGAUGGUGUGCAUCACCCAGAGUGAGCUGCCCCUGCCCUACCACUGCUACUGAGGAGAGAACACUAGAGACCCACAGUUGCUCUCUCUCAUCCCCCUCUCUUUCUCUCCUUCCAUCACAAGACUGUGGUUUUGAAGAUGAGGGUUGGCAUCCAAAGAAAGCAGUUGUUGCAAUCAGAGGGUGAAAUCUAAUACACACUGAGACACACACACACACGGAUCAUAGUAGCAUCAGAAAUAUAUUCUCAUUUACAUUUUAUUGAUAUUCCCUUUUUCAAGGCAAUCAUCUUUGUUUGACAAUCAUUGUUUAUUUCUGUUUCUAUGGUUACUUACAUCCAACAUUUGGCUCAAUGAGCGUUCCUUGUCGUUCGUUAGAUUCAUCUUCCUCAUACGCAUCCAUUUUUUAAAAUUUUGUUUUGUCAUUGUCGUGAAUCAGAUUGCUGCCAUCACCUACAUCCUGAGAAGAAUUUAUUUUUAAAUAUCUGUAGGGUAUGUAUAUAAAAAGAGGACAUGUUUGAUUGGGGGAGGGAGGUGUCUGCCUUUUUUAAGGUUGAUUUUAAUUUAAAUAGUGCCCAGAUUGGGAUUUGUGAGUGGAAAGGUCAUGAGUGGCUGGUGGACCAAUGAGGCUCGGCCCUCAUAGAUUCAGAAUGUUUGUAUAGGAGUUAUUUUAAUCUCCUAGUUAUCUUCGUCUGGUUGGUUUUGGGUUAGUUGGGAGAGAGUUUGAGGCCGGUGUGUGAGUGUCAUACAGGAGAUCUGUGUGUGAGCUUUGUUAACGAACAAAACCCAUAUGACCCUGUUUAUUUGAAAGGAUUUCAUUUUGUGCUUUGUUUUUCUACUCCUGUGGCAAAUAUAAUUUAUUUUAUUUGUCUGUUCUUUUCAAUUGUGGCUUUUACAAAUGUACCAACUGCGUCUUAUGUUGUCGAGUGAUACCCAUUUUUUUUUUUUUUAC
Molecule: messenger RNA, 23699 nt
Organism: Coregonus sp. 'balchen'
Lineage: Eukaryota; Metazoa; Chordata; Actinopteri; Salmoniformes; Salmonidae
Source: the annotation of a GenBank genome assembly